Dipodomys spectabilis (banner-tailed kangaroo rat) is the source of this 1455-nucleotide messenger RNA. It is a transcript of the gene Ubxn10, whose product is annotated as UBX domain protein 10. The transcript is spliced from 2 exons. Gene Ontology annotation, molecular function: protein binding. The record is from RefSeq and is a predicted model, not a curated record. The coding region runs from base 96 to 944 and encodes 282 amino acids. Lineage: Eukaryota; Metazoa; Chordata; Mammalia; Rodentia; Heteromyidae.
ACCCCGGGCGGUUGCCAGGGCGACGGGGCUGUUUACCAGCUGGACGCAGCCAGCCGGGCGCAGGCGGAUGGAGUGCAGAGGGGCCCUGAGAAGCAAUGGCCACAGAAGGCCCUGUGACCAUAGCACCACCAGAACGCAUCCCUCUUAACACAGCAGCUGAGAGCUCAUCUGCUUUCAUCUGGAAGCCAAACUCACUGAAAAUGCAUGUCAUCAGGCCCAAGUCUGCCAAAGGCCGCAAGCGGCCCAGUCUGCACAAACCACAGGGCACACAGUCAGGCUCUCACUGCGGACCUUCCUCUCCACCACCAGCCAGUUCCUCUGAGUCACCAAGCAGUCAGAAACCAGGAGCCUGUACACCCACAUCUCCAACGCAGGGAGUCCCAGAUGAGUUCCCCGAGCUACUGCAAGUACCCAUGGGGGCCUCCUCUUCCCUCAAUAAGUACCCAGUCCUCCCAUCCAUCAGCAGAAGAGGCCUGAAGGAGGAGGCUUUGGGUACAGUGGGAAGGAAGGCUAGCUCCCUACAACUAAGCAGCAUUCAGGCUCUUUAUCAAGAGGAGGCCUGCACCAUGAAGACAAAGAAAGAAGAUUCUAGAGUUCCAGCUCUUGCCCUAGAGAGGAAGUUUGUCAUCCACACCAAGAGGCAGGGCAGCCCCAGGCCUGGAACCCUGGAGGAACCCUCAGACCAAGAACCCAGGCUGCUGCUUGCUGUCCGAUCGCCAUCAGGCCAGAGGUUUGUGCGUCACUUCCGGCCCACAGAUGACCUCCAGACCGUCCUUACUGUGGCCGAGCAGAAGAAUAGAACCACCUACCAACACUGCAGCAUCGAGACGAUAGAGGUGCCCAGGAGACGGUUCACAGACCUCACCAAGUCUCUGCAAGAGUGCGGCAUCCCCCACAAGUCAGUGCUGGGCAUCUCUCAGGAAGACGGGGAGGGGAGCCCCUGAGCCCACAGGCGCCCACCUGGAGUCCCCGUCUGUGAGCCAAGAGCACGCUUGUGUGGCGAGGCCUUCCAUGCAGCCUGGCUCCAAGUGCCGUGUGAGCCGGUGCAGCUGUGGCCCGUGGGCCUCAUGUCCACAGUAUGUCCUUGGGGGGUCAGACACAUCUGCACAUGCACCAAGCGCCUGAGGAAUCCCAGCCUUAUGCUCCCUCCUCCUCUGGAGCAACCACAAGUUCCAAGGCUGUGCCUGAAGCAGCUGCAACCAGGAUAUUUCUUCCCAGAGUGUUGGCUCUGUCUAACACAGUCCUUUCCGGAGCACCUGCCGCCUGCACAAUGAACUCUGAUUCUCUUAAAGCCAAUGUUUGCCUUUCUGUAUUUGCUGCAGGAUUAAAUACUUCCCAGAGGGAUUGCAGUCUGGUAAAUAACCAGGGUCCAGGAAAUUUCUAAGUGGCAUUUGUAUUUCUCGCAAGUAUCUUAAGGAUUAACAGACUACUGACCCUAUCUUUAGAAGCAGCAGC